AUGAAGUCGACCGCGUUUACAGCCUUACUGGCUGCCACUUUGGCGGAAGGCCAUUACAUUUUCUCCCAACUGAUCGUAAAUGACAAAGCUGUCGGUCAGGACUACACCUACAUCCGAAAGAACAGCAAUACAUAUAUGCCGUCUUUCCCCAACGAGGUCAUCGAUUCUCCCGACCUAAGGUGCAACAAGGGUGCCAAGGCCGGCAGCACCCAGACCUACUCCGUCAACGCCGGCGACAAGAUCGGAUUCAAGCUCGCGUACAACGAGUUCAUCGAGCACCCCGGCCCGGGUUUCGUCUACAUGUCGAAGGCUCCCGAGUCUGGCGUCGCUUCGUACGACGGCUCGGGCGACUGGUUCAAGGUGUACGAGAUCGGUCUCUGCAACCCCAGCAGCCCGGGCAACGACGGUUCCUGGUGCACUUGGCAGAAGGACCGUAUCGAGUUCACGAUCCCCAAGGAGAUCCCCGCCGGCGAGUACCUCGUCCGUGUUGAGCACAUCGGCCUCCACGAGGCGUUCAAGGACCGCGCUCAGUUUUACAUGGAGUGCGCCCAGCUCAAGAUUGCCAGCGACGGAACUGGAACCCCUAGCCCCCUAGUCAAGAUUCCCGGUAUCUACAAGGCUGACGACCCCGGUAUCAAAUUCGACAAGUGGAACAGCCCCAAGGCCAACUCAUACGUCAUGCCCGGUCCUACUAUUUGGCAGCCAUAG
Daldinia vernicosa is the source of this 708-nucleotide messenger RNA. Its product is annotated as glycoside hydrolase family 61 protein. The record is from RefSeq and is a predicted model, not a curated record. The coding region runs from base 1 to 708 and encodes 235 amino acids. The transcript has 2 exons. NCBI's taxonomy places the organism in Eukaryota, Fungi, Ascomycota, Sordariomycetes, Xylariales, Hypoxylaceae.